UACGCCGCAAAAUGGUCUUCGAAGCAGCCGAAGUUGAAGCUUAUGCGUUUGAGAGGAAUUUCGACGACAGCUACUGGGUAGAAUGGAUGCAAUUGACGGGAGUCAAAGUCGCGUUCGCCGCUUCCGUGCUCUACGUUCUGCUAAUAUUCGGCUUUCAAUGGUUCAUGACAACUCGCGAACGACUCAAGUUUCAACGUGCGCUGGUUUUGUGGAAUCUUGCAUUAGCCGUGUUCAGUGCGAUUGGAAGUUGGAGGAUGAUUGUGGCUUUAAUCAACGUGUUACACCACGGUACAUGGCAUGACGCGAUUUGUGAUUCAUCACAUUACAGUAAUGUUGUCAGCGGAUAUUGGCUAUGGGCAUGCACAAUGUCUAAAAUCAUCGAACUCGGAGACACUGUUUUUGUGGUGUCACGUAAGUCCAAACUGAUUUUCCUUCACUGGUACCACCACGUUGCGACCUUACUCAAUGUGUGGUGGGGCUACAGUGGACGCAUCAGCACAGCGUUCCUGUUCACCGUCAUGAACUUGACAAUACACGCCAUGAUGUAUAGCUACUACGCCCUCAGAGCCGCUGGAGUGAGAGUCCCCAAACCGUGUGCCAUGGUUAUAACAGCGCUGCAGCUCUCUCAGAUGUUUAUUGGUGUGUGGUUAUGUUAUUAUGUGUAUCAAGUUCAAAGUCAAGGCGAAGAGUGUCAUGUCAGCUUAUUGCAGUGGAGACUGAGUGGUCUCAUGUAUCUGAGUUAUUUUGUGCUUUUUGCAAACUUUUUUUAUAAUACGUAUAUGAAAGGCAGACAAGGCACAAGACGAAGUGACGCAAAACAAGAGUAGAACUUCAUUUACGCAUUUAAAAGAGUUCCUUUUGUACCCCACCCCUAACCCUAACACUAACCCCACCACUACCUCUCAGUUCCCCCAAUUUAAUUGGAUACACUCCUAAGGACAUGAUAUACAAUUGAAUUGGGGGACUUAUGAGGGUGAGGGUUAGACCGGAGGAAGGAAGAAAGGAACUCUUUUCCUUAAUUCAAAUUAUUCUCUGUGGCUUGAAUUAUGUAUUGUAGUUAAUCAUUUGACAAAAUAAAUUAAAUAAUACAA
Molecule: messenger RNA, 1091 nt
Organism: Saccoglossus kowalevskii
Lineage: Eukaryota; Metazoa; Hemichordata; Enteropneusta; Harrimaniidae
Product: very long chain fatty acid elongase 6 pseudogene
Source: RefSeq, a predicted model, not a curated record